Impatiens glandulifera is the source of this 1435-nucleotide messenger RNA. RefSeq names its product SAL1 phosphatase. The transcript has 8 exons. Gene Ontology annotation, molecular function: 3'(2'),5'-bisphosphate nucleotidase activity. NCBI's taxonomy places the organism in Eukaryota, Viridiplantae, Streptophyta, Magnoliopsida, Ericales, Balsaminaceae. The coding region runs from base 70 to 1248 and encodes 392 amino acids. Gene Ontology annotation, biological process: phosphatidylinositol phosphate biosynthetic process; sulfate assimilation. The record is from RefSeq and is a predicted model, not a curated record.
UGAAAGUAUAAAUUAAUUAUCGAUAUCCGAUUCCCUUUAUAUCUUCCAUAAGAGAGAAAGAGUGAAGUGAUGGCUGGCAUUUCAGUCGGAUCGUUCUAUUCUGUUUCAGGGUUAUUAGCUGCUAAACGAAACAGUCUUAAGCUAAAAACUCCACUAUUCUUAUCUCUCUGCCUCAGAACUUCUGUAACCGCUCGAUCUGCUCCCAUGCCGUAUGAAAAUGAGCUAGCCGCCGCCAAGAAAGCAGCCUCCCUUGCUGCUAGACUCUGCCAGAAAGUGCAAAGGGAACUUCUGCGUUCUGAUGUUCAAUCAAAAUCAGAUAAAAGUCCUGUUACAGUUGCAGAUUACGGCUCUCAAGCAUUGGUGAGUUUUGUGCUAGAGAGGGAGCUCCAUCCUGAGGCUUUUUCAUUAGUGGCGGAAGAGGACUCGGGUGAUCUUCUCAAGGAAGAAUCUCUAGAAACACUGCACCGCAUCACAAAACAUGUGAAUGAGACCCUUAUUAGUGAUGGAAGCUACGGCGUGUCCCCUUUAUCAGCAGAAGAUGUAGCUGUAGCCAUUGACAAGGGCAAAUCUGAAGGAGGCCCUCAUGGCCGGCAUUGGGUCUUGGAUCCCAUUGAUGGAACUAAAGGGUUUCUGCGAGGAGACCAAUAUGCAAUAGCACUGGCAUUGUUAGAUGAAGGGAAGGUUGUGUUGGGUGUGCUGGCGUGUCCAAAUCUACCUUUAACACCUCUUGGAAGUAAUCAUGAACAAACAUCCGAUGAGAUAAUGGGUUGUCUGUUUUCUGCUAAGAUUGGCCAUGGAACGGAAUUGCAGCCUCUAGAUGGCUCUUCUUCAGUAAAGGUGCGUGUCAGUGCUACAGAAAAUCCUGAGGAAGCGUCAUUCUUUGAGUCAUUUGAAGCGGCACAUUCCUUGCACGAUUUAUCUAGUUCAAUAGCAAAGAAACUGGGAGUUAAAGCACCACCUGUCAGAAUUGAUAGUCAGGCCAAGUAUGGUGCUCUUUCAAGAGGGGAUGGUGCCAUAUACCUUCGCUUUCCCCAUAAAGGAUAUCGCGAGAAAAUAUGGGAUCAUGCAGCAGGGUGUAUUGUUGUGACUGAAGCUGGAGGCGUUGUUACAGAUGCAGCAGGAAAGGCAUUAGAUUUUUCGAAGGGAAGAUUUUUAGACCUCGACACCGGCAUAAUUGUCACUAACCAGAAGUUAAUGCCAUCGCUCUUGAAAGCUGUUAGAGAGUCUAUUGAGGAGAAGGCUGAUUGAAUUUUUAGAAAAAAUAUUUUGAUGUUGUACAAGCAAACAAGUCCCAAAUGAGCAUAAUAUUGUGGUUUAAUUCAUUUGAACACUUUUUUCAUUUAGUAAGCUAAUUUUUAGUGGGAAUGGAAACUGAAACAAAAAAAACUACCUAUUGGGUUUUACAAAUCAUAAUUGCACUUAUUUAAUCAUAUAA